AUGGACUUGUCUCAAUCAGAGCCUGUCAACUCUGAAAAUAACUCUGAAAUACCUGCAGCAUUGAACACCAUGCCUCGGAGACGUCCCCAGCCAUCGACCCCACCGGACCUUCCAACCCCACCAGCUGGCUCAUCCAAAAAACCAUACUACGUCGCAGGUGACGAAGUCUGGUAUUGUCGUGAAGGCAAGAGUGAAUGGCGCGAAGGCACAAUUGAUUCAAGUACAUCGAGCACCAUAUUGCAAACGGUGAGAGAUGACGAUACCUAUGAACUGUGGGAAGUCCCAGUUGAGCGCAUUCGGUUGAGAUCUUAG
This is a messenger RNA of Monascus purpureus, 312 nucleotides long. The record is from the annotation of a GenBank genome assembly. NCBI's taxonomy places the organism in Eukaryota, Fungi, Ascomycota, Eurotiomycetes, Eurotiales, Aspergillaceae.